GAGGGGAAGGGCGGGAGGAGAAAAAGGUGGGAGGAGGGCCCGGCGGGAGGGUGGCGGCUCUCUCGGGACCCCACGGGGGCAGCGCGAUGCGGCGGGUGACCCUCUUCCUGAACGGCAGCCCCAAGAACGGCAAGGUGGUUGCUGUAUAUGGAACUUUAUCUGACUUGCUUUCUGUGGCCAGCAGUAAACUCGGUAUAAAAGCUACCAGUGUAUAUAAUGGGAAAGGUGGACUGAUUGAUGAUAUUGCUUUGAUCAGGGAUGAUGAUGUUUUGUUUGUGUGUGAAGGAGAGCCAUUUAUUGAUCCUCAGACAGAUUCUAAACCACUGGAAGGAUUGUUAGGAUCCCACACAGACUGGCUAACAUUAAAUGUUGGAGGGCGGUACUUUACAACUACACGGAGCACUUUAGUGAAUAAAGAACCUGACAGUAUGCUGGCCCACAUGUUCAAGGACAAAGGUGUUUGGGGAAAUAAGCAAGAUCAUAGAGGAGCUUUCUUAAUUGAUCGGAGUCCUGAGUACUUUGAACCCAUUUUGAACUACUUGCGUCAUGGACAGCUCAUUGUAAAUGAUGGCAUUAACUUAUUGGGUGUGCUAGAAGAAGCCAGAUUUUUUGGAAUUGACUCACUGAUUGAACAUCUAGAAGUGGCAAUAAAGAAUUCCCAACCACCAGAGGACCAUUCACCAAUAUCCCGAAAGGAAUUUGUUCGAUUUCUGCUAGCAACUCCAACUAAGUCCGAAUUGCGUUGCCAGGGUUUAAACUUCAGUGGUGCUGAUCUUUCUCGUUUGGACCUUCGAUACAUUAACUUCAAAAUGGCCAAUUUAAGCCGGUGCAACCUUGCGCAUGCAAAUCUCUGCUGUGCGAAUCUUGAACGAGCUGAUCUUUCUGGAUCAGUGCUUGAUUGCGCAAACCUCCAGGGAGUCAAGAUGCUCUGUUCUAAUGCAGAAGGUGCAUCCCUGAAGCUCUGUAACUUUGAGGAUCCUUCUGGGCUUAAAGCCAAUUUAGAAGGUGCUAACCUGAAAGGUGUGGAUAUGGAAGGAAGCCAGAUGACAGGAAUUAACCUGAGAGUUGCUACCUUAAAAAACGCAAAGUUGAAGAACUGUAACCUCAGAGGAGCAACUCUGGCCGGAACUGAUUUAGAGAACUGUGAUCUGUCUGGCUGUGACCUCCAGGAAGCCAACCUGAGAGGUUCCAACGUAAAGGGGGCCAUAUUUGAAGAGAUGCUGACGCCACUACAUAUGUCACAGAGUGUCAGAUGAGAGUUUUGGGGAGGAAGAUAUCCAGGAUGAAGAACGUUCUCCUUAUCGUCGUGUUUCUCCACCCACUCAGUUGUCUAGAAGAUAAAACACUGUAAGAGAACUUUUAAAAUAUUUAGAGGAUUACGCUUGUUCUCAGCGGUGCAUUGGGAAAAAAGUUGAAAUUUUCCCACAGAAAGUUUCACAGAAAAGCACUCAUUUAAUAGAUGUAGGAAAAGUAGAUUAUAUUGCUGCCUUUUGAAUGGGGUAAGGGGAUUUGCCUGAUUUUGUGACCCGGAAUAGUGUCUAUUCUAUUUGCUUUUAAAUAGGCAUGAUGUGGAAAUACCAUCUUGGUUUAAGAUGCAAUUGAGAAUUUUAAUUUAUGAAAAGCACAAAAUAUGCAAUUAUAUUUAUUGAAAUACCUAGAUGCAGUACGGAUAUUUAAACUUUAUGAAACUUUGAAAAGAUUGUUCAGGUUCAUAGGUAGCUUUAGUGAUGCCUCCCCUCUUUAAAUAUCUGUUGCUCUAUAUAAAUAUGGUGAGGUCAGUUUCCCUAAGGCUUUCUAUUCAGGUUCAUUUUUAUAUGUUUACUUUUUAGAACAAAACAGUAGCUAAAUUUAAGAAAUAUCCCUCUCUUACUGAUUGAGACAGAGUGGAAAGAAAGAUAUCCUUGUACAUCGUAGCUACAAAUAUUAAAGGAACAUUCACCAGAAUUUCAUUCUAGGCAAGUUCCACUCAACACCGGACCGGGCAGUUUUUUCUGUCUACACUACUAGUCUAGUUUUCACGCAUACAGUCAGCACAAGCACAGGAAGAUACUUCAAAACCAAAAACCUAAAGUGCAUCAUUAAUAUUCAUUGAAUUCAAACACCAAGUGACUUAAACUUGGCCAGCUUUGAAAUAGAUAUUAAAUCCAAAUCCACUGCAAUUAAAGCCACAUAAUACGAGUAAGCAUGGCAGAGUCACCAUUUAAAAGGUGACAUAAUUGCAGCUCAAACCCUACAGUGGGAGAUGUGGAAUUUUAAGUUGACAGCAUGAUUAUAACCACAAAAUAUUAAUAAAUUUAGCUGGUCUGAGACGUAAUACCAGUUAGCACCUGUGGUUGUUUUACUUGUCUUUUUUGUUUGUUUUUGUCGAAUUGUAGCCCAACUUCCUUGAGUCAUUAUCUCUCUGUAGCAGCAGAGAUAGGGCCCUUCCUUCUCUACCAAUAUCCUAGUGUCCUUUCGUCUAUCCCAAGAGCAGGGAUAUAAGCUGUGUCCAAAUGGGUUCUGAAUCCUGUAGUCAUCAACUUGAGACAACGAUUCAUUGAAAACCACUUUUGUCUCCUUGGGGAGAAUGACAUAUCUUCAGUGUUUCCGUAGCUUAUUCUUCUAUAUCUACAUAUGCAAAGCUUUCCUUAACAGUAAAGGGCGCUUAUGCACAGUGGGAGGGGAUUGGACCUUUACAGGUGAAGGAAAGCAACUUUAGAAAUGAAUUAUUUUCUUUGCUUUAUUAUUUUUACCAAGACAGAGAAGUAUUGUAUUGAGAGAUAUCUAUUUUCAUAAUCAAUAUGUGCCUAAAUUAUAUUUAAAUCAUUUCACUCUGUACUAUAUUUUCAAUAAUUAUAGAAUGUGUUGUUCAUUGACUGAAGGGUACCUCUGUAGACAAAGCUAAAACUGCAGAAGGAUCUGAAAGAUCUAAAAACGGUGUACUUAGAAACUGCGGGUUUUGGAUCUAAGGUAUACUGCAUUAAUAAAUGAUAUGAAAUGUUGAAAAA
Chinchilla lanigera (long-tailed chinchilla) is the source of this 2987-nucleotide messenger RNA. It is a transcript of the gene Kctd9, whose product is annotated as potassium channel tetramerization domain containing 9. The record is from RefSeq and is a predicted model, not a curated record. The transcript is spliced from 12 exons. Gene Ontology annotation, biological process: protein homooligomerization; intracellular signal transduction. Gene Ontology annotation, molecular function: protein binding. Lineage: Eukaryota; Metazoa; Chordata; Mammalia; Rodentia; Chinchillidae. The coding region runs from base 87 to 1256 and encodes 389 amino acids.